Rhizophagus irregularis DAOM 181602=DAOM 197198 is the source of this 341-nucleotide messenger RNA. The record is from RefSeq and is a predicted model, not a curated record. Lineage: Eukaryota; Fungi; Glomeromycota; Glomeromycetes; Glomerales; Glomeraceae.
GUAAUUCGGAUAUGCGAAACGUCGAAACGAUAAUAAUUCGAGGUUCAAAGAUAAAAUUUUUCGUGGUCUCUCAUAUUCUUUUUUGGCUGCAUAAAGUGCAUAAAGUGCAUAAAAUGCGUAAAGGGAGUGAAAGGAGGACAUACAUAAUUUUAAAUAAUAAAAAAAAAAUUCUAAACAUUUUACUUAUAAGAAAUUAAUCAUAAUUGUUUUAAACUUAGGUAGAACUACUGUAUAUUAUGGAACAAAAAUAAGUUUUGAAACUUUUUGAUCUUUCUGAUCUUUCAAAAAAAAAGAGGAUAUAACGAAAUUAUAAAAAAAAUAGAAAAUAGAAAAUAGAAAAU